GCUACUUACAGCGUUGUUCUUAGGUUUUCCGGAAUGCCCUCUCCACUCCAUAUAUAAAGUCUCCUAAAUCUCCGAAAUCUCUCUAGAAUUAUCACUCCGCAAUCGCUGUUUCCUCCUGAUCACAACCGUCUCUUCUACCAAGCCGCGACGCCAUGGCACUUCCGAAUCAGCAGACAGUUGAUUACCCGAGCUUUAAGCUUGUAAUUGUCGGCGACGGUGGCACCGGGAAAACAACUUUUGUCAAGAGGCAUCUUACUGGUGAAUUUGAGAAGAAGUAUGAACCUACUAUUGGAGUGGAGGUUCAUCCGUUGGACUUCUCUACAAACCUUGGGAAAAUUCGGUUUUACUGCUGGGAUACUGCAGGUCAGGAAAAGUUUGGAGGUCUCAGGGAUGGUUAUUACAUCCAUGGACAAUGUGCUAUUAUAAUGUUCGAUGUUACUGCCAGAUUAACAUACAAGAAUGUGCCUACAUGGCACCGUGAUCUAUGCCGGGUGUGUGAGAAUAUUCCAAUCGUCCUCUGUGGAAACAAGGUUGAUGUCAAGAACAGGCAAGUGAAGGCAAAGCAGGUCACUUUCCACAGGAAGAAGAAUUUGCAGUACUAUGAAAUCUCUGCAAAGAGUAAUUAUAACUUUGAGAAGCCUUUCCUCUACCUUGCUAGGAAACUUGCUGGGGAACCAAACUUGCAAUUUGUUGAAGCUGUUGCCCUUGCUCCUCCGGAAGUCCAGAUUGAUAUGGAGGCUCAAAAAAGGCAAGAGGAAGAACUUCUAAGUGCUGCUGCACAGCCACUCCCUGAUGAUGAUGAUGAUGCCUUCGAGUGAUUUGUCUUCAUCCAAUGAGUCGUUUCUGUGGGGUUGGUUGGUGUAGCAAGCUCCGGCUAGAGUACUUUUGGUGAGGGAUACGGAUGAUGUGUGAUGAGGUUUCAAACUGGUUUUUGGCUCAUUUAAUAUUAUUAUUAUUAUAUGUGGGAAGGAAAUAUGAAACUUAUAUUCAUGUCCUUCCUUAUUAGUGUGCAUCUGUGUAUGAUUUCGGAUAUAUUCUGAAAUAUCUUGCCAGGUUUUUAUGUUGAGCUAUUCUCUAUUUGGUGGGAUUUUCUGUGAAGGCUGAUUUUAUCUGAGCGACUGAGCCCAUUCCUUUCUUACUUAUUUCAAAAUAUUUGCACGAAUUCCGGGCAGAACGUUCUAACUAUAUACACUUUCAAACCCUUGAAAGUUUUUAAAACGCUGAUAUCGGUCGGCCACCAAAUUCGUCGCCAAGCUGAAAACUAACAAGUAAAGCAAGUGAAAGAAAUUAGUAUUCCUAAACCCUCGGGUCAUUUAAUCUAUAUUCCAUACUUCCGUAUGAGAAAAUGGGAUGAGAACUUGAGAACUGGGGAAGUGAUGCGUGAAAUCUUCGAUGCAGUAACUAGUAGGAGUAAUUAACGCAACUUCUCAAGUUAUAGAACCCAAUGUGUUAGAAUUUAAAUGAUCUGUUUGUGAAUUGUUAUCCAAUUGUAGAUGAUGUUACAUCCAAAUUGUUAGGGUCAACGGUCAACCUGCAAAUCACUUGGAUAGUAUAGCCUAUGAUAGCUGUUCAAUUAAAUCAUAUUCUCAUCCUCUUGCCAUUGUUUAACUUUCGUCCUUCAGACUUUUUUUUGCUAAUUCGCUAACUACUGAAGAGCAAUUCUUUUUUAAAUGGUAAUGAAAAGAACAAGUUUGGAAUGGUGCCAUGGCCAACGGAAUAACAGCUCUUGAACAAAAUAAUGUUUGCAUAUUAACAAAUUCAUCUACCAAUUUUUUUAAAGAACCAUAUGCGACUUUAUAAGUUAUACUCCGUACCAUAUAUUUUUUCAUUACCGUACAAUUUUCGCUACAUGUUCGUUUGCUUAGGAUAAUUUUAUUGAAAUUUUAUGAUUUGGUGUUUGAUCUCAUUUGGUAAAUGUCUAAUCUUUGUCUAUUUUAUAUGGAAGUCUAAUCCGAUUUGUGAUUUGUGAUUGAAAUAUGUUCAAAUAAAUGACUUAAGAACAUUGUUAGGGUGUGGUCAUCUGGAAGUGUUAAUGGUCAUAACACUUCAGAGAGGUAUUUUUUUAAUGCAAAUACGCAUAUCUUGUGAUGUACUUAAAAUUUUUGGGACAAGUAUGGAAUACACAAGAGAAAUUUAAUAAUAAUUUAUACAUAUUUAUACAUAGUAUAUAAUAACUUGAUUAAUAUAUUAGAAGAAAUUAUUGAUCGUGUGUGAUCCAUAAUGUAUAUUAAAGGGAGGAAGUAUGUUAUAUUUAUCCAUAAUGUAUAUUUUUCGGAAAUUCAAGAAACAACAAAUGGCAUUGUGAUCU
Molecule: messenger RNA, 2308 nt
Organism: Cuscuta epithymum
Lineage: Eukaryota; Viridiplantae; Streptophyta; Magnoliopsida; Solanales; Convolvulaceae
Source: the annotation of a GenBank genome assembly